GCAGAAGGCUCAGCCCGAGAGCGGCCGACCCUGGAAGGCGGGCUUGGACCGACGGGAGGGAAAGAGUUGCCGGCACGACCUUCCGCGCACCACCUUAUCUCUGGAAAUUUCUCCCGUUGCCGAGAUGCUAAGUAUUUUGCGCGCAGUUAACAAUGUUCGCUCAUUAUUCCGUUUGGGUAGAAGGCAGGGAGUCGAGGCUGAGAGGAUGCGGCAUUGUUACAGCAAGGAAGAGCACGGAGAACUUCACAGUCCCAACUACCGCCUGUACCUGAAGAACUCUGAUGGUAAAUACAUUUCACCUUUUCAUGAUAUUGCACUAUAUGAUGUGUUUAACAAGGCUCUCUUUAAUAUGGUUGUGGAAGUACCACGUUGGACAAAUGCCAAAAUGGAGAUCGCUACAAAAUUGCCUCUGAACCCAAUCAAACAGGAUAUUAAAAAAGGAAAAGUACGUUAUGUAGCCAAUAUCUUUCCUCACAAGGGCUAUAUCUGGAACUAUGGAGCAUUACCACAGACUUGGGAAGAUCCCUGUCAUAAAGAUCCCAGUACAAAUUUUUGUGGAGAUAAUGAUCCACUUGAUGUCUGUGACAUUGGGUCAAAGGUAUGUUCUUGUGGUGAUGUUAUUCAGGUAAAAGUGCUGGGAGCUUUAGCUCUUAUUGAUGAAGGAGAAAUGGACUGGAAAAUCAUUGCUAUCAACAAGGAGGACCCAGAUGCACAGAUGAUUAAUGAUAUCGAUGAUGUCAGGAGAUACAAGCCUGGCUACUUGGAGGCCACAGUUAAUUGGUUUAAAUUGUACAAGGUUCCUCAUGGAAAACCAGAAAACCAGUUGGGUUUCAAUGGAGAAUUCAAAGACCGGGAUUUUGCACUUAGAGUCAUUGAGUCUACACAUCAAUCUUGGUGCUCCAUAAUCUACAAGAAGACAGAUGGAAGUGAUAUUAUAUGCAAAAACGUGUCAAUCAGUGACAGUCCCUUUUAUUGUAGUCACGCAGAAGCAGAAUCUCUUGUGCAUUCAGCACCGAAAUAUGUUAAACCAAGCCCCAUCCCAGAUGAAGUGGACAACUGGCACUUCCUCAAGUAAACAUUGACCAUAUUAUCAUAUGAAAGAACAUAAACUGUUUCUCUUUUGCAAAAAAUUUGAAAUAUUUGGAAGCAGAAAUUCCUGAAAUUAAUCAACAAUGAAGAUAAUAGACAUAAUUGGCCUUGACAGUCAGCCAUGAUUUUGUAUUUGAUCAACAAAUCUUGCUCAUGUCAACUGCAAAGAAAUGUAUUGACCAUUGUAUUUGUCAAAAAUGGAUUUAUCUUUUUAAGCUUUCCAGUGUGAUAAUUAUUUUUGUUAUUGGUAUGCAAUGUAUUGUUACAUUUUGCAAAUAAAAAAAUGAACCCUGA
This is a messenger RNA of Mobula hypostoma (lesser devil ray), 1383 nucleotides long. Its product is annotated as inorganic pyrophosphatase-like. Gene Ontology annotation, cellular component: cytoplasm. Gene Ontology annotation, biological process: phosphate-containing compound metabolic process. Bases 125 to 1075 code for a protein of 316 amino acids. Lineage: Eukaryota; Metazoa; Chordata; Chondrichthyes; Myliobatiformes; Myliobatidae. The record is from RefSeq and is a predicted model, not a curated record. Gene Ontology annotation, molecular function: inorganic diphosphate phosphatase activity; magnesium ion binding. The transcript is spliced from 11 exons.